AUGACAGCCGUAAGGCGUCACUAUAACCGCCAGUUUACCCGACAAUCGGGUCUCAAGCUACACAUUGAAUUGUGCCCCAAUCGUGGAAAGGAUAUCCAGAAGGAAGAGGGCGAUACGAGCCAUGUGAAUGGCAUGAGCAACAUUCCUGGUCCCAAGCCUGUCGCCAACACUGUCGCCAACCCCACGGAGGCUUCUCAACAGCCGCUACCACAAGCCGCUAUACAGUUCAAGUCGUCCAUUGAGGAGAAGAACAUCAAUCGGAACCCAGACCAGGCUCAGGCUGGCAACGCGGGAAGGCCUAGAAAGCGGCUAGCUUGCGGCCCGUGUCGUAACAAGAAUGCCCGGUGCGACAGACAGCAUCCGAGCUGCGUUAUACAAGAACCAAAACCCCGCCCCGUCAAGAAAAACGGUAUCGAGGAAGAAGAGGGCGAUAUGGGCCAGGUGGAUGGCAUGAGCAACAGUUCUGAUAAGCUUGUGGACCCGUCACUUGGCAUGGAAGUGAUGACCAACGACUCGAACCAGCUCUGUGGAUCAAACCACGUCAGCUUCGGGGAGAGGUACGAGACACCGGGGUCUAACCUUGUGGGCCAGUUCAGUGGUAUGGAAGAGAUGACCAACGACUCGAACCAGCGCCGUGGAUCACGCCGCGUCGGGUUUGUGGAGGAGGAGUACGGGACACACGAUGGAGGUUUGGACAUCAUUCCCUCUCACAUGAUCGAGCAUCGGCUACUUCUUCCAUCCAGUAGUAGCCAUAUGGACGCCAAUAGUGCUGGUGUGAAAGAUUUGUUUGGAAAUGUACUCCCGGCCUGGCUUACGGGGGAAUAA
Molecule: messenger RNA, 825 nt
Organism: Anthostomella pinea
Lineage: Eukaryota; Fungi; Ascomycota; Sordariomycetes; Xylariales; Xylariaceae
Source: the annotation of a GenBank genome assembly